This is a messenger RNA of Closterium sp. NIES-67, 945 nucleotides long. NCBI's taxonomy places the organism in Eukaryota, Viridiplantae, Streptophyta, Zygnematophyceae, Desmidiales, Closteriaceae. The record is from the annotation of a GenBank genome assembly.
GCCAAUCAGAACUCCCGGUUCCCUAAAAGCCUUCACACAACAGCCUACCCCCCGAGUCCAGGUAAUUUGCAGCCCGCCAGGUCCCUUAGUCUUUCAAAAUAACCUAGACACCGCAACUUAGAGCCGGAUUAGGCUAGUGCAGUUUUUACCCGUAACGAGAAGCCGCAUUUCGCCAACUUGACUGGUGCGAUCGCAGCCCUGAACCACACGGUCGCUUACCGGAGACUCAGGCCGGCUAGCCGGCAGCGAAAGGCACACUAGACGGUAGCCGGCGGCAUAAUACUUCUCUAUACGAAAUAACCAAUCGUCGCGGUAGACGAUGGCGCGGCAAGUGUCUCGCGAUCGGCGAGCAUCCGACAAGGACGAAAAGACGCAGGAGGGGAAGGCGUCAGGGUCCGAUUCGAAACGGCGGCAAAGAGCGGACGGGCGGCGGUACGAGCAGGAGAUCCCCCCUUUGGGGAAGAUCGUGGUGGUGUUCCUCGUGACGGCGCUUUUUGCCGCGCUGUGCGUUGCGGUCGUGUAUUUCACACAAGACCGCAUGGUCAAUGCGGUGGCGUUACAAGGUUACAAUCUGCACAUGCUGUACAACAACUACACAGCAGCUGCCAAGAAAGGAAUCAAUAGAAUUCUUGGGCUGCCCAUGCCAGAGUGAUCGUCAUGGCCGUACAUUGUAUGUCGCACUCCUAACUCUUUAGAAUGGUUCAUCACGUUUUAGGAUGGAUAUAGUAGCUAUGUAUGUGUGCAAAGGCUUUCAAAUUAGUGUAGGUAGGUGGUAGUCCUUUUACUAAUCAGCCCUAAUCAGCCUGAUUUGUGCUCUCCUUUCAGACACACUUAGGGCAAAUUCCUAUGGCCUCACGGUGUGAAUGCACGUGGAUUUGGAUUGUUCAGUAGGAUGAAGCUGCAGCUAUUAGUAAGAGCUGAGGAUAUGGAGGCUAGGUGUACGAA